UAAUAGUAUUCACACUCCACCCGCUCAUCGAGACAGUCAGGCCCAAACUGACAUAUGUGACGGUCUGAACACCACCUUGUAUUCCCCAUCUCCCCACACCGUGACGUGUCAUGUUAGUACUGGCCAGACACAUAGAGGUUAAUAGUCACUGAAAAAGAGCUUGGCGUCACACAUGUCAUAGGCAGGUCAUGCCUGGGGAGGAGUGACCAGCAGACAACCGUAGGUGAAUCACACACACACACACACACACUGGGUAAAUGAAUGGGUGAUUGGGUAGGUGGAUGGGUGUUUGUGAAGUGGUGUGUGGAUGAAUAAGUGAAUGCGUGGGUGUGUGGAUGAAUACUUGGAUGGCUGGACAGAUGUGAGUCGGUGGAUCACUGAUCGAGUGGUUGGGUGAGUGGAGGGUGUGAGUGAUAGGGUGCGUGGAUGAGGUAUGGAUGGUGUAGGUGGGUGGAUGAAUGGGUAAGUGGUUGGGUGGACAAGUAUGAAUGAGUACGUUGUUGGAGGGUCAGUGGAUAUGGAUGGAUUAGUGGGUAGUUAAAGGUGUGGAUGGGUAGGUAAAUGUGUAGUGGAUGGUAGGGUGGAUGGGAUGAUAAGUGGAUGGUUUGGUGAGUGUGGGUGGGAUGAUGGAAGGGUGAGUGUGGGUGGGCGAGUAAGUGGGUAUUUGCACUCACGCUGAUUUGCCUUGAGGACCAUCUGACCUGAGUACCAUCCGCCCUAGUACCAAGUGACUGUGACACCCUCCUCUCUCUCUCUCUCUCUCUCUCUCUCUCUCUCUCUCUCUCUCUCUCUCUCUCUCUCAGAACUAAAUACAAACAACUUCUUACACACACACACACACACACACACACACUGAAGCAAGCACGUUCCACACUUCCUCAUUCUAAUAAACCAACAAUACUUAAAGAGGAGAGAAAGAAUGAUAAGAUUCAACCUGCCCUCCUUCACCUGUCUCACCUCUCAGCUGCGUCAUCCCCGCCAGGUGAUCUUACACCACGCCUACUGACCCAAACAGGUUGACCUAAUAUUUUUGUUCAUCCCGCUGUAAAUGUCUGACCAAGCGACCCACAUAUAUAAGCGGAAUACGAAAGGCACACGCUGUUUAGUUCCUUCACUUCCUCCUUCGAGGCUGCCGUGUUCCCUGUCGCCUCGAGAUGAAGAUCUUGGCAGCGCUGGUGUUGUCCCUGCUGGCGGCGGUGGGAGUGAGUUUGCCGCGGCCGCAGGAAGGAGCAGUUGGCGAUUACGAUGAAGGUCCAUGGCCUGUCAUUCCCUAUGAGUAUGCAUUCGAGAUCUCAGACAAGGCCAGCCUGACAUAUUACAGUCGAACAGAGACGAAGCUCCAAAAUGGUGACGUCUUCGGGUCCUGGGCUGUGCUACUUUCCAACGACGAUAUCCAGACGGUGGUGUACAAUGUUACGAAUGGGCAAGGCUUCCAACACACCAUCACUUACUCUCCUGCAGAUGAGUUUGGUCAAUAUAGAUAAGGAUGCGUUUCUCUCUCUCUCUCAUCACUAUUCAUUUUUCUUGUAUAUGUUUUAUUAUUUAUUUACUAUUCAUCACGUCUAGUUAUUUAUUUUCCUUACUCAUUACUGUUGUUUCUUCACCGUUCUCUCCUCUGGUAUCUGUGAUUCCAAUGGUAUUUCAUGUAUUAUAGGAUCUAUGACAUUUCUCAUUUCUUCUACUACACCAUUCUCAUUUAUAUAUUGUAUUGUCUCUUAAGUAAUGUUUUACAUUAUUCCUGCAUUUCCAUCUCUAUCCACCUCUGAGCUCGUUCCCUCCAUAGUUUAUUUCAUUACUGAGCUGCAUUUAUCCUCUUUCCCUAAUGCCCCUUUUUUUCUCCCUCUAAACUUCUUUUCCUUAAAGGAUGGAAGCUAAAUCAAAGGGAGGUUCAAUUAUCUAGCCAUUAAGAGCACACACACACACACACACGUUUUACUUAAUUUUCCUUUUCAUUAUUUUCCUGUAAUAUGCCCUCCAUCCUUCAGUAAACUCCCACCUCCUCUUUCUCUCUUUUUCUCUGUCUCUUUCUCAAACAGUAUGUAAAGAAAUAAUAUUCACACUUGCUACUUAACCUCAAUAUAUGUUGCCUUGGUCAGUGUUUUAUUCCCACUCAUGUCAAAUGAUACUUUCUGCACCUGGAGCCAUUCAGUUUGAGACAUGAACUCAGUUGACAGAAUCACUUUUAUUUCCAAAAGCAAGACAUCCGCAGAUCAUCCUUUCACUUUCUUCUCCUCCAAACCUCCUUUCAUUUCUAGUAUUUACAGUCCAGUUUAAUGGAAUGUGUGAUUCAUCUUGAGUCUGGCUUUUAGAUUUUUUUGCUUCUUGUGAACUGUGGCUGUUGCUGUUGUUAUUUUGUUAAUGAUGGCAUCAUCAGUCCUGGCUGACUGUCUUUAUAACUACUUAUGUUUCCUGUUUUUCAUAUGAAAAUGUUAAAUGUUUACAGAUUUAUAUAGUUUAAAUAAAACUGUGCCAGUUC
This is a messenger RNA of Scylla paramamosain (green mud crab), 2476 nucleotides long. RefSeq lists its product as uncharacterized. Lineage: Eukaryota; Metazoa; Arthropoda; Malacostraca; Decapoda; Portunidae. The record is from RefSeq and is a predicted model, not a curated record. The transcript has 3 exons. Bases 1155 to 1484 code for a protein of 109 amino acids.